Suillus discolor is the source of this 745-nucleotide messenger RNA. RefSeq lists its product as uncharacterized. Lineage: Eukaryota; Fungi; Basidiomycota; Agaricomycetes; Boletales; Suillaceae. The transcript is spliced from 2 exons. Bases 186 to 497 code for a protein of 103 amino acids. The record is from RefSeq and is a predicted model, not a curated record.
GAGGGCACACUGAUUCGGUUAACUCAGUCUCGUUCUCGCCCGAUGGCACUCGCAUCGUGUCUGGUUCUUCGGAUGACACUGUCCGGCUGUGGAAUGCAGCAACAGAACAGCAAUUUCAGGAGCACACUGAAAUCCACUCCUCUACAUUCCCUUCGGAUAGACGUCCCACCACACAGGAGACUAUCAUGUUUACCAAUACUCGAAACAAUCCCAGCAUUUGCUUCGCAUCCAGCUUGGAAUAUGCACUGCAAAACCCUGCUGAGCUACUUGAGGACACCUCUUAUCUUCAUGCAACCCCUGCCAAGCCGGCAGAUGAUGGAUGGAUGGUAGUAGGAGCCUAUCAUCGUCUGCUUUUCUGGAUACCUCCCGCUUCCCGACAAACAUUUUACAAUCCUAGGACUGUACUUGUGAUGCCCAGUGGGCUAGACAUUGAUUUGAGCCGCAUGGCUCAUGGAGAAGACUGGUCGAAUUGCCGAGAUGUCGUUACUUGCCGAUGAUCCCGUCGUAGUCAUACCGAGUGUAUGGUUUUAUCUAUGUCGAUUAUAUCUCUGCUAUCAAGCUUGAAUUUGGAGCUGUUUGCUAUCGUCAUGGUCCCAGAGUUGGUGCUUUAGCAACAGCAUGGCGCAACGUUUUGAAAUCUAGUGUGCGCCAUAAUUACCAUAGAGUAACAUGGGGCGUUAAGGUUUGCUGUUCAAGUGCUCUUCACGAUACUUUAAAAAUUGUCUCCCAUAAACAUUUCUCGUCG